Molecule: messenger RNA, 255 nt
Organism: Cylicocyclus nassatus
Lineage: Eukaryota; Metazoa; Nematoda; Chromadorea; Rhabditida; Strongylidae
Source: the annotation of a GenBank genome assembly
AUGCAAUUAGUGGUUUCUUUGAUCUAUGCCGAUCAGGGCCGAUUGCGCCCCGUCCAGAUUUUCCGACUCUCAGUGUAUCUUCCGGUAUCGUCAGGUCUCUUCCUUUCUUCUCUUGUGAUCGGUAAUGCGUUGAACAAUGAGAAAAUCACCAGAGAUAUCGAUAGAGAGAAAUGUAGCCGUCCUUAUCAUAUUUAUCCGUUUCAUCCGCUUCACAGCUUCAGCGUAAAAGCUAAGUUACCUUCAUUUCAUUUUUGA